Messenger RNA from Trifolium pratense (red clover), 627 nucleotides. RefSeq lists its product as uncharacterized. The transcript has 3 exons. Lineage: Eukaryota; Viridiplantae; Streptophyta; Magnoliopsida; Fabales; Fabaceae. The record is from RefSeq and is a predicted model, not a curated record. Bases 1 to 558 code for a protein of 185 amino acids.
AUGGAAACCUAUGAUGAGUCUGUUGAUGCUGAUUCCAUUCAUUCAUCUGAACGUGAUUCAUGGGACGAUGAGUUGGACGAUGAUGGGAGUUAUUCGGUAUCUAGUGCGGAUAAAAGUUCAACGGAUGGCAACAAUGAUGCAGAUGAAGUUGGAGGUGAUAAUAAGGGUACACAACAAACGUCAGAACAAGCUCCAGAACCAAAUGUUGACAUGUACUCGGUAUCGAUUUCAGAUUCUGUAAGCCAAAUUGCUGAGAAAAAGAAAAGGAAAGCAAGUUGCAAUGGUCAAAAAAGUGUGCAAAACAAAUCUCUGUAUGAUCCGACAACAUACCGCGGCGCUAAUGUGAUGACAACUACACAAGUGGAAGUUCCAACCACAAGCAUAGGUAUUCAUCAACAAAUGUUUCCAAUGCAGUCUAUGAUGCCUAUGGUACAUCCGAUGAUGCAGCAAAUGCACAUGCAACCCAUGUACCCAAUGUAUGGAAUGCAACCUGGAAUGCAAUCUGGAAUGCAAACUGGUUUGCUGCAGCAAGUUAUAAGAUCUUCUAAGAAUAAUUGAUGUGUUAAUGAUUUAGUUGAUUCGAAUGUAUUUAGGUAAUGUUUAGGAUGAUUUAGGUUGUUAUGUUUG